AUGGUCGAGGAUGGGGGGGCCUAUCUAGCACCCAGAAUCUCAGCUUGGUCUCUGAAGGCUUACACCCUAUCCCUUACGAACUACCUGCCAAAGCUGGUCUCGCGGCUUCAGGAGGACAGUGGUCCAGGCAAGCGAGCACCUUGUUCUCUCACAGGCCAGAACGGCUGGGAGCCUGGACUGGGGUCCCUGACUGGCACCCGGGCAGGAGUCGGACCCAGCCUCCUGCUCCUUGGCACCGUGUCCCUGGAGCACAGCGCCCUUGUUUCAGAGCACGUUCUCGAAGGACCUGCGAAAAUCUGCGGGAGAAGCCGGCAGGAGACCCUGGGCUGCCUACACACGGCGUGGCUAUCUGCGCGCAGGACGUGCUGCGCGAAUCUUGGGGCCCCAGAGAAUGGAGGCAAGGCAGAUGUCGCCAGUCUUGAAUCCAGACAUUAUGAGCAAGAAUGGGGCACGGGGCCUCAGGACGAACGAUGCGUUCCCGGCGGUGCCGGUAUGCUCCUCCUGGCAUGGUCCACGGAGACAGAGCCGGUGCGGCCGCCGGAGAGCCUCAGCCACCAGCGUUAG
Rangifer tarandus platyrhynchus (Svalbard reindeer) is the source of this 564-nucleotide messenger RNA. Lineage: Eukaryota; Metazoa; Chordata; Mammalia; Artiodactyla; Cervidae. The record is from the annotation of a GenBank genome assembly.